Molecule: messenger RNA, 3208 nt
Organism: Osmerus eperlanus (European smelt)
Lineage: Eukaryota; Metazoa; Chordata; Actinopteri; Osmeriformes; Osmeridae
Gene: slc12a5a
Product: solute carrier family 12 member 5a
Biological process (GO): potassium ion import across plasma membrane; potassium ion homeostasis; cell volume homeostasis
Cellular component (GO): plasma membrane
Molecular function (GO): potassium:chloride symporter activity
Source: RefSeq, a predicted model, not a curated record
AUGAAGGCUCCCCAGCUGGGCACUCUGAUGGGCGUGUACCUGCCCUGCAUCCAGAACAUCUUCGGCGUGAUCCUGUUCCUCAGGAUGACCUGGAUGGUGGGGAUCGGAGGGGUCAUCGGCUCCUUCAUCAUCGUCUUCAUCUGCUGCUCCACCACCAUGCUGACUGCGAUCUCUAUGAGUGCCAUCGCUACCAAUGGAGUGGUUCCAGCUGGAGGAUCCUACUACAUGAUCUCCCGCUCUGGGCCUGAGUUUGGUGGUGCUGUGGGCAUCUGCUUCUACCUGGGGACCACCUUCGCUGGAGCCAUGUACAUCCUGGGCUGCAUCGAGAUCUCGCUGACCUAUAUCCUGCCCCAGGCGGCCAUCUUUAAGAUGGAGGGUCUUGAGGGGCCCGAGGCGGAGGCGGCCCUGCUCAACAACAUGCGUGUGUACGGCACCAUCGUGCUCAGCUUCAUGGCUCUGGUGGUGUUCGUGGGGGUCAAGUACGUCAACAAGCUGGCUCUGCUCUUCCUCGCCUGCGUAAUCCUGUCCAUCAUCGCCGUCUACGCCGGGGUCAUCAAGACCGCCAUCGACCCACCCGACUUCCCUGUGUGUAUCCUGGGGAACCGGACUCUGGUGUGGAAGAACUUUGACGUGUGUGCCAAGACGGUGGAGGUGGCUAACGGCACCGUCACCACUCAGCUCUGGAAGAUGUUCUGUGAUUCGCCGCUCCUCAACGCCACCUGUGAUGUGUACUUUGCCGCCAACAAUGUGACCAGUAUCCAGGGAAUCCCUGGGGUGACCAGCGGAAUCCUCAGGGAGAACCUGUUUGGGAACUACCUUGAGAAGGGUUCCCUGGUGGCCAAGCUGGGCAUGGAGUCUGUGGAGUCAGUAGACGACCCCUUAACCAACUCCAACCGCUACGUCCUGGCUGACAUCUCCAGCUUCUUCACCCUGCUGGUCGGGAUCUACUUCCCCUCCGUCACAGGGAUCAUGGCUGGUUCUAACCGGUCUGGGGACCUGCGUGAUGCACAGAAAUCCAUCCCCAUCGGUACCAUCUGUGCCAUCACAACCACCUCCUUAGUUUACAUGUCCAGUGUGUUUCUGUUUGGAGCCUGCAUUGAUGGUGUGGUGCUCAGAGACAAGUUUGGAGAGGGGGUGAAUGGGAACCUGGUGAUUGGUACACUUGCCUGGCCCUCACCGUGGGUGAUUGUGAUUGGCUCCUUCUUCUCCACCUGUGGGGCGGGGCUUCAGAGUUUGACUGGCGCUCCACGUCUUCUGCAGGCCAUCUCCCGGGACGGCAUAGUGCCGCGUCUCCAGAUCUUCGGCCACGGCAAGGCGAACGGGGAACCCACAUGGGCUCUGCUGCUGACAGCGUGUAUCUGUGAGAUCGGCAUCCUGAUCGCCUCCCUGGACGCCGUGGCGCCCAUCCUCUCCAUGUUCUUCUUGAUGUGCUACAUGUUUGUGAACCUGGCCUGUGCUCUGCAGACCCUUCUGAGGACCCCUAACUGGAGACCUCGCUUCAAGUUCUACCACUGGGCUCUCUCCUUCCUGGGGAUGAGCUUGUGUCUCUCCCUCAUGUUCAUCUGCUCCUGGUACUACGCCAUUAUUGCCAUGGUGAUCGCUGGCUGUAUCUACAAGUAUAUCGAGUUCGCCGGGGCAGAGAAAGAGUGGGGUGAUGGGAUCCGUGGGCUCUCUCUGAGCGCUGCGCGCUACGCUCUGAUGAGGCUGGAGGAGGGGCCGCCACACACAAAGAACUGGAGACCACAGCUGUUGGUUCUGGUGAGCACUGACGCGGAGCAGAACGUGGAGCAGCCACGCUUGCUGUCCCUGACCAACCAGCUGAAGGCUGGCAAGGGCCUCACCAUCGUGGGCACUGCCAUGCAGGGCACCUACCUGGAGAACCACCCACAGGCCCAGAAAGCUGAGCAGGCCCUGCGUAAGACGAUGGAGACAGAGAAGGUGAAGGGCUUCUCCCAGGUGACUGUGUCCUCGAACCUGCGGGAUGCCACCUCCCACCUGCUCCAGGCCAGCGGCCUGGGAGGACUCAUGCACAACUGUGUGCUGGUCAGCUGGCCUCGCAACUGGAAACAGGCUGAGGAGAACCAGGACUGGAGGAACUUCAUAGAGUUGGUUCGGGAGACCACAGCGGCCAGCCUGGCCCUGCUGGUGCCUAAGAACAUUGCAGCGUUCCCAUCCAACGGUGAGCGCUUCACUGAGGGUCACAUCGAUGUCUGGUGGAUCGUCCACGACGGAGGCAUGCUGAUGCUGCUUCCCUUCCUUCUGCGCCAGCACAAGGUGUGGAGGAAGUGUAAGAUGCGCAUCUUCACCGUGGCCCAGUUGGACGACAACAGUAUCCAGAUGAAGAAGGACCUGACUACCUUCCUGUACCACCUCCGCAUCGACGCCCAGGUGGAGGUGGUCGAAAUGCAUGACAGCGACAUCUCAGCCUACACCUACGAGAAGACCCUGGUGAUGGAGCAACGCUCGCAGAUCCUCAAGCAGAUCAACCUGACCAAGACGGAGCGGGAGAGAGAGAUCCAGAGUAUCGCAGACUCCUCCCGUGGGUCGAUCCGUCGUAAGACCCCUGUCGCCGUGACGACCCAGCUCAGCGUGCCGGAGGAGCAGCCGGGGGGCAGCAAGGAGGAGAAACCUGAGGAGGAGGUCCAGCUCAUCCAUGACACCACCACCCCGGCCAGCCCGGUCACCCCUGCCUCCCCCCUGACCCCCACCACUGAGAGCACCCUGACUCCUGGCACGCAGGUCCAGAUGACCUGGACGGAGAAGUCUGACGGCGAGCCUGCCAAGCCGGCAGGGGCAGCCACGCCCGAGGGCAUCAAGGACAUCUUCAACAUGAAGCCAGAAUGGGAGAACCUCAACCAGUCCAAUGUGAGGCGCAUGCACACAGCGCUGCGGCUGAACGGUGCCAUCCUGAAGAAGUCCCAGGAUGCCAAGCUGGUGCUGCUCAACAUGCCCGGCCCACCCAAGAACCGCGCGGGAGACGAGAACUAUAUGGAGUUCCUGGAGGUCCUGACAGAGGGUCUCAACCGGGUCCUCCUGGUCCGUGGUGGAGGCCGUGAGGUCAUCACCAUCUACUCUUGAGAGAUCAGCUGCCCCCCCCUGCCCCCCCCCCCCCCACGCACACCUCACCCAGUACUAAUUUUCAUUUGUUCAUGUACAAGUUUAAUCUCACACUCCAUGACACUCCAUGGCCAGCUUCAUUAUCAGCUUC